Messenger RNA from Cylas formicarius (sweet potato weevil), 2858 nucleotides. It is a transcript of the gene Letm1, whose product is annotated as mitochondrial proton/calcium exchanger protein. Gene Ontology annotation, cellular component: mitochondrial inner membrane. The transcript is spliced from 3 exons. Lineage: Eukaryota; Metazoa; Arthropoda; Insecta; Coleoptera; Brentidae. Gene Ontology annotation, biological process: intracellular monoatomic cation homeostasis. The record is from RefSeq and is a predicted model, not a curated record. Gene Ontology annotation, molecular function: calcium ion binding; ribosome binding. The coding region runs from base 112 to 2397 and encodes 761 amino acids.
UUUAACCAACAACAAGGUGAAAGAAAUUGCAACACAAUUUAUGGCACGUUUCGCGUCACUGUGUGCGAAAUUAAGUGGAAAUUUCUUCGAAACGCUCGACGACUGAGGAAAAUGUACGUCGCAAUACGAUUACCACACAUCCGAAACACCCGCACCAAGUUAAUUCAAUGCUGCCGCAGCUUGGCUUUGAGCAGAGAAUGUGCGUGCUUAUCUAAUUGUCGCGUUCCCAGUCCGGAUUUAUACGAUUUUAAACGACAUUAUGGCUUAACAAGUCAUACCAAUUUGUUUGAGAGUAAUAACAGGGUGUUUUGGAUUAGAAACAUUUCGUUGUCGCAUAUUAAAUGCGAUAAGGAACCUUUAAAACCAUCUUCUAAGGUAGAGGCUACUGUACAAGAACUUAAAAAACAAAAAGAAGAGGACGCCAAGGUUAAAGUAACUGACAUAGCUCCCAAACCAGUGGUUAAAAAGUCAAUUGCACAAAAAGUCGUCGAUGAAUUGGUGCAUUAUUACCACGGCUUUCGGCUAUUGUUUAUAGAUGUAAAAAUUUCUGCGGGUCUCGUCUUUAGAGUUUUGAGGGGAAAAACUUUGACCAGACGAGAGUACAGGUUAUUAACUCGAACGGUCGGUGAUUUGUUCCGGUUAGUCCCUUUCUCGGUGUUCAUUAUUGUUCCAUUUAUGGAACUCCUGCUACCAGUAUUUAUUAAGUUGUUUCCUGGCAUGCUGCCCAGCACAUUCCAGACAAGUAGCGAAAAGGAGGAUAAACUUAAACAAAAUUUAAAAGUAAAAUUGGAGAUGGCCAAGUUUCUGCAGGGUACCCUAGAUGAAAUGUCUGUCCAACACAAGGACCGAUACUCAGAAAAGGCAAAAGAAUUUGUUGAAUGGUUCAACAAAGUGCGGACUUCAGGGGAGCUGGUGUCAAAUCAUGAUAUCAUUAAGUUCUCUAAGUUAUUUGAGGAUGAAAUUACCCUGGACUCAUUAUCCAGAAGCCAAUUAAUAGCUCUGUGCAGAGUUCUAGAGGUGAACACAUUGGGAACCAAUAAUUUUCUCAGGUUUCAAUUGAGAAUGAAGCUGAGACAACUCGCAGCAGAUGAUAAAAUGAUCCAAAAAGAGGGAGUCCACUCUUUAACUCUCAGCGAGGUGCAGCAGGCUUGCCGUGCUAGAGGUAUGAGGGCCUAUGGGGUUACCGAAAGCAGAUUAAGAUCCCAGUUGAACCAAUGGCUAGAUUUAAGCUUAAAUGAAAAGGUUCCACCAUCUCUGUUGCUGCUGUCUAGAGCACUAAUGCUACCAGAGACAAUACCAACGGGAGAUAAACUCAAGGCUACCAUCUCCUCCCUGCCCGAGACAAUUUUGAAACAGACGCAAGCAUCUAUAGGUGAAAAGGAGGGCAAAAUAGACAAUAAGAUUCGGGUGGAACUACUCAAAGAGGAAGAAAAGAAGAUUAAAGAAGAAAGAAUAGAAAGGAGGACAGAGGAAGAGAUCUUGGUGGACAAGGCACCCACAAUAUCUGCCGCCUCCACCCCCAUAUUGGAAGACACCGCAUUGAGGAUAUCUGCUGAGAAACUCGAAAGAGUGGAGAAAAUGUCUGAGAAAGAGGAAGAGAUUCACUCUAAGGACAUAGAAAUAAUUGAACACGCAAUUGAUACUGUAUCCAAGGACAAGAAGUUGAUAGUGGAGAAGGAAGAAAUCCAAGAGCUGAAGGCGGAAAUGGCUGACUACAAGGAGGACGUGGAAGAGCUGUCCAAAGCAGUGGCAGAUACUCCCAAACCCGAAAUUAAAGAGACCAAAGCGGCGAAACGACUGUUUAAGAGCGUGAACAAGAUGAUUAGCAACAUGGAUCAGGUGUUGGACAAUUUGGAGAAGAAGGAGGCGCAGUUAAAGAAGGACUUGGAGGCGGGCGUUAGCGAUCAUAAGCAGGAGGAGUUGCUGAAAAUUGAUGACAUUAUAGCGGCCAUACACAAGAUCAAGGACGUUCCCGACCAGAGCCGGUUGGAGAAGAUAGAGAAGGUGCUAAGAAAGAUUGAUGACGACCAUGAUGGAUCGUUGAAGGUCGAAGAUGUUGUGAAGGUCAUAGAAAUAAUAGGCAAGGAGAAUGUCAAACUGAGCAGUAAGCAGAUCGACGAGGUGAUGCAACUGAUCGACAAGGAGGAAAUUCUAGAGGUUGAAGAUAAGAUCGAAAAGGCCCUGCAAAAGGAUAAGGCGGCCAAACAGGCAGAGCGGUUGGAAGAGAAGGCAAAGAUCGAAAGUAAACGCGAAGAGAGCUCGAACGAAGGGGAGGGGAAGGAGAAAUCAGAUCAGGGGUCUGGUACCCAAGCGAAACCCAAAAUGGAUUCCCGAACUGUGAUACCACCACCGCCCAGUAUUGAGAAAAAAACCGAAAACAGUUCCAAGAUGCUUUAAUAAAAUUCCCUUGUUGGGUAAACGUGGUUAUAAUAAUUAUAUAGUAUCAAUUCGGUUUGUACAGCUAAAAAAAUAACUAGGAUAGACUUGCAAAAGGAUUAACCCAAAAAUUUUUACAUCUAGGGUGCACAACAUUUUCUAAAAACGGUUUCUAGAUAUGAAAAUGUACAAAUCGACUAUAAACCUAAUAAAUUAUUUUUUAAUGUUUCGUUCCCUCAAAGGACCCUGCAAAUGAAUUUUUCUUUGGUGAUAACUGACCCGGUAAAAGUCGGAGGCGGUUUUUUUUAUUUUCUUCAGAGUAUAUAGCUUAUUUUUCUCAGGAACGCUUUUACUUUAUCUUGCUGUAUAAUGUAGCGUUUAUUUUGUGUGCUAUUUUGUAUAUUGUACAUUAAUAUACCAUAAACGGCUGUGGAAAUACCACGGGAGUUUGUUUUGAUAGAAAUAAAACUACAUCGAGAUUU